Petromyzon marinus (sea lamprey) is the source of this 363-nucleotide messenger RNA. The record is from RefSeq and is a predicted model, not a curated record. Lineage: Eukaryota; Metazoa; Chordata; Hyperoartia; Petromyzontiformes; Petromyzontidae.
AUGGGGCCUGAUGCAGGCAGUGAUGAGAAGGAAACUGGCACUACGCUGAGCGUUAAGCUGGGGUUGGCUGGAGGCGCCGUGUACGUUGCGAGCUCACAAGGCGUGUUUCGUGAUGGCGAGGAUGGGGAGGGAGCCCUCUCCCGCCUCGGGGACACAGUCAGCCCCGUGCUGAAUAAAUACUUGGGACCGUACGUGGGCCCUUACCUGCCAAAGGUUCCCAGUGGUGUGGGCGUCUGCGAAACAGUGAAAUCUGCCUGGAACUCAGGCGUUCACACCUCCAUAUUGGCGCUGUCGAAUCUGCCCCAGCGAUCGGGAGAGUGGGCGGGCCAGGGCUGGACCUACGUGCGUGACCUCGUCAAAUGA